AUGUUGGAGGACCAUGAGGAGUAUGAGGUAGCACAGAUCUUGGGCUACAGCCAACACAGAGAAAUGGGCAUGCAUUCCCGGGUUAGACAGAUCAUUCUGCAAUUCAAUGAAGGGUCUAUUGCCAUGUUUUAUGACACUCUUGGCUACAAGAGCUUCCUGGCCACCAUAUCUUUCAUUGUAGCCUUCCUAGCCAGAAAGCUGCCUGGGGCAUUCAAUGAAGCCAAGUUCAUCACUUUCCGCAUGCUGGUGCGAGUUUUCAUCAUAGAAGCCCGGCAACUGCAAGGAAAUAACAUCAGGCCCGUGGUGAAAGUGGUAAUUGCCAGCCAUGUAUUCAGGACGAGAAUCAAAUUUGGGAAUACCCCUUUUUUCAAUGAGAUGUUUGUACAGAAUUUCCAGGAGAUGCCCUCUCAACUAUUUGAGGAAUUCAUAGUCAUACAGGUGCUGAACUCAAGGGCACUGCGAGCUGAUUCUCUCAUUGGUGUCUUCAAGAUUGAGAUCGGGCUGGUGUAUGAAGCUCCAGGUCAUGUAUUGUACUCCAAAUGGCUGAGUCUCUAUGACCCUGAUAACCUGAAUGCUGGGCUAAAGGGCUAUGUGAAAGUCAACCUGUGUGUCCUGGGAGCCGGGGACCACGCACCGGAUGCAAACAAGAUAAAGGAGGACCAAGAUGGAGAGGACAAUAUUCUCAAGUCUGCAGCAGUGCCGUCACGUAUGGCCACCCUCCAGGUCUCGAUCUACCAAGCAGAAGAUAUUCCUCAAAUGGACCGAGGCAACAUUAAUUAUUUCAGAAAAAAAGAUGAGGCGCUCAGUGAUGGAGAGGAUCUUGUUGACCCUUCUGUGGAAGUUAACUUUGCAGGGAAAACAAUGCCUUCCAUGUGUGAUCUAGUCAAGAUUACCAUCCUUGAUGGGGAUGAAUAUUCAAACACCAGUAUUAUUGGGACCACUUUUCUCAGCCUCUCCCAGAUCUCUUUCAAAGGGUCUGAAACAGACGGGAAUGUCUCUGGGUUCCUGCCAUGCUUUGGACCUUCCUUCUUGCCUAUCUAUGGGAGUCCAAGGGAGUACAUAAAUGUACAGGAUCCUUAUGAGGAUCUCAACAGUGGGAUUGAAGAAGGAGCAGCUUAUCGGGGAAGAAUCCUUGUGGAGCUGAACACCAGCAUGGAUGUGAUCGCUAAUCCCAUGAUUGGAGACAUUCCUGAAGACACAGUUAAUAGAAUAGAGCGCUUCAUGUCCCGGCAUAGGUAUGGGCUCUGUGCUGUCUUUUAUUCAGCUACCAUGAUGGACGAUAUCAAGGAACUGAUCCAGUUUGAGGUUAGCAUUGGGAAUUACGGCAACAAGUUUGAUGGGACUUGCAAACCCUUUGCUUCGACCACGCAGUACAGCCAAGCCGUGUAUGAUGGUAACUGCUACUACUACCUGCCCUGGUACGACACAAAGCCCAUGGUGGCCAUAACCUCUUUCUGGGAGGAUGUGGGCUACCGAAUCAGCUGUCUGAAUACUAUGGAGUUCAUGUACAACAAGCUGAAGAAAAAUCUGGAUUCCCUUAAAGCCAUCAGCAGUCCCAAGGAUCCAAAAGUGGGUGUUGUUUGGAAGAAGCUCCAGAAAGAACUGCUGGAGGACAGCAAGAAGCCUCUUCCUGCCUUGGAAAAUCAGGCCACUGCCACCCUUCUGGAUCAGCAGCUGAUGAAACUGCGAACCCGGUUCCUCCAACAAAUCAGCAAGGCAGCAGAAAAGACAAAUUCAAGGAACCCCCUGAAGAAACUGAUUGUCAAAGCAGAGAACUGGCUCCACAAGAUUGCCUUGAUCAAUCUAGAGACCCAAAUCAGCAUGCCAGACGUGAUCAUCUGGAUGUUGUGCAAUGAGAGGCGGGUAGCCUACGCCCGGGUGAAAGCUCAUUCCAUCAUGUACUCCAAAUCUGGCCACCGUGCCACUGGAACGUUAUGCGGCAAAACUCACACCAUCUUUAUGAAGCACUUAUUGUCAAACAAAGAAGAGCAGUUUGAAAUCCCUGCUUUGCUUCGGGUGCGGAUGUGGCUUGGGCGGCUGGCAGAUAGUCCAGAGUUUAUGGGAUGUUGUGAAGGGAGGAUCCUUGUUUAUGCUGAGACGUAUGAAAACCAAAAGAAGUCCCAUGGGACAUGGGGGACUAGGGACCUGAAGCCUCACCCCAGCUUUUCAGAUAUAGCUGGGGAAGUCAGACUCUCCAAAGACAAAUUCCAAGAGCCAAAGGGUUGGAAGUGGGAUGGCGACUGGACCGUAGAGCCCCAAAGAAGACUCUUGUUGGACAUAGAAACUAACCACAAUGAAGUGCUGGAGGAAGUGUAUGAAAACCAAACUCGUCACCCUGAGCGUGAAUGGAGACCUGCUCCUAUCACAUACACUGAUGUGAGCGGCUCUCCUGCCUCCCGAAAGGAAGAGAUUGUGUGUCCCCCAGGCUGGCACUUUGAAGAAGACUGGAAAGUGGAGGUGAACCGUGCAGUGGACGAUGCUGGUUGGGAAUAUGGAGUUGGCAUUCCACCCAAUGACAUCCCCCGUACUUGGCAUGCAGCUGAGAAGACGUACCACACCCACCGGCGUCGGCGCUGGCUCAGGAAGCGCUGCCGUGACACUCAAGGCGAGACCCGAGAACAGCAAAUGGCCUCCUUUCUCCGGCUGCACUCAGAAACGAAGUUCAGUGGCGAGGACUCCUGGGAAUAUGCUCCCCUCUAUGGCUGGAAAUUUCACCUGCGGCGGAGACCAAGUGAUGUGUUUCGUCGGCGAUGCUGGUGCAGAAAGCUCACACCCAUCGUAGCUGGCCGUGUGGCUCCUAUUUUUCUCUUGGAGGGUUCACUGGGUGUGGAAGCUGACAGCUUAGAGAAAACAAAAAGUAUGUCUGGAGAGAAGAAAGAAGGUGAAGCAAAAGAACUGAAGAAAACCUCUUCUCAAAACCUGCUGAAGAUGAACACUCCUCUCCUGUUCUGUAUCUUCAGGAAUCCUUUUGCCUAUGUCUCCUUCCUUCACAUGAGCCAGAAAACCAGGACCCUGUCUGGCACACUCCACCCAUGCUGGGACCAAACCCUUAUCUUUGAAAAGAUCUUGAUCUAUGGAGACCCUUGGUCUGUUGAGCAGAAUCCACCAUUGGUGGCUGUGGAGAUGUAUGACUUCGAUCCUGUGGAUGAAGCCUUGGGAAAGCAUCCUCCACCAGCGUGGAAAGAUGGGGUGUUCACCAUCCCUAAAACAAUCCGACCCGUCUUGAAGCUGAUGGCCAUUGAGAUCCUGGCUUGGGGCCUCCGAAACAUGAAGACCUUCAACCUGUUGGCUGUCUCCUCUCCAAGUCUCACUGUGGAGUGUGGAGAGGAAUCUAUUGAAACUCCGAUCAUCUUGAACAUCCAUGAAAACCCCAAUUUUUCAAUUAACAUCUUUCUCAUGCAUGUGUACCUACCUGUUGAUGAAGAUUAUGCGCCUCCCAUUGAGCUGAAAGUGAUCGAUCAUAGAGAAUUUGGAUACAAGCCAGUGGUGGGCCAAGCGACCAUCCGGGCUCUGAACCAGUACUUCUGUGAUCCUUGGGAAGAGAGAAAGCCCCAUACUCUCCCAUUUAGAGAUGGUAUCAUAGCUUUAUUUUAUAGACCAAGCAAAACAGUCUCCAAGUUGUGGUUCUGGAAGAAGGAAAAAAAGGAGCAGGAGGAGGCUGCAGCAGAGGAGGAGGAGGAAGUUGACUGGUGGAGCAAGUAUUAUGCAACUGUGGGAGAUCUGUCAAAGAGCGGACACUACCUGGAGAAGGGCUAUGAUACUAUAAAGAUCUAUAACUGUGAGCUUGAGGAGAUGCCAGAGUUCCGUGGCUUGCAAGAUUUCUGCCAGACCUUUCGACUGAACCGGGGAAAGGUGAAAGAUGAAUCCAUUGAGGACCCCAUGGUGGGGGGAGAGUUCAAGGGGCUUUUCCAGAUCUACCCACUGCCAGAAGACCCAAAUGUUCCACCUCCUCCACGCCAGUUUCAAGAGCUUCCCGAAAGCCUCCCCCAGGAGUGUCUAGUUCGAAUCUACAUUGUCCGGGCUUUUGAUCUCCAGCCAAAGGAUAGAAAUGGACUGUGUGACCCCUACAUCUGGAUCAAGCUGGGGAAGAAAAGGCUGGGGGAAAGCGAUGCAUAUAUUGCCAACACCCUCAAUCCUGUCUUUGGAAGUUCUGGUCCUAGCCAGUGGCGAGAUCAGCUGACUCCCAGCGAGCUCUUGGAGCAUUUUGUUCGAAUCAAGAACAUACCAAUGCCAGAGAUCAGCGAAGAUGGCAACAAAGCCACUUUCAUGGACAGGACUUUCCAGCUCUCUGACUUUGAAACCAAAAAACCUUCACACAACUACGUGGGGCCACCAAAAGAGCGCAUGGCCCUUCACCUCCUGCGCUCAUGUGGGCUGGUGCCGGAACACCUAGAGACGCGCGCCCUCUACAACAGUGCCCUGCCUGGUAUUGAACAGGGUAAAAUCCAGAUGUGGGUUGAUGCCUUCCCAGAAAGCUUAGGUGAACCAGGACCUGCUUUUGAUAUCACCCCAAGGAGGCCCAAGUUAUAUGAACUCCGAUGCAUCAUCUGGAACACAAUGGAUGUGGAUCUGGAGGACACUAAUAUUUUUGGAGACAGGAUGAGCGACAUUUAUGUUAAAGGAUGGCUGGAUGGCCUGGAAGAGGACAAGCAAAAGACGGAUGUCCACUAUAGGUCUCUGGCAGGAGAAGGCAACUUCAACUGGAGGUUUGUGUUUACCAUGGAGUAUCUCCCCAUGGAGCAGGUCUGCGUCCUCACCAAAAAGCAACAUUUCUGGAGUCUGGACGAAACCAUGCAGAAAGUGCCCCCCAAGCUGAUCAUCCAGAUUUGGGAUAACGACAAGUUCUCAGCUGAUGAUUUUCUCGGAGUUCUGGAGCUCAACCUGACCAGCAUUCCGCGACCGGCCAAACGGCCCCGUGACUGCACUGUGAAAAUGCUGCUGGAGGGCAGCCGUGACUCCUCUCCGUUUCAUCGCAAGAAGCCCAAGCGGAUCUCCUUGUUUGCGCAGAAGAAUUUGAGGGGCUGGUGGCCGUGCAUUGUGUUUGAGGAUGACAAGCGGAGGGUCUCGGGGAAGGUUGAAAUGUCAUUGGAGCUGCUGACAGAAAAGGAAGCCGAAGAACGCCCGGCUGGGAAGGGAAGGGAGGAGCCAAAUAUGAACCCGGUCCUGAAGCCACCAGAGAGGCCAGAGACAUCCUUCCUGUGGUUCACAGCCCCAAUGCAGAGCGUCAAGUAUGUCGUCUGGCAGAAGAGCAAGUGGAAGAUCAUCAUGUUCUUCUGCUUCCUGCUGCUGGCCCUGUUGUUCGCCGCCUUCAUCUAUUCAGCCCCAGGCUACUUGGCCAUGAAGUUAAUAAAUCCAAUGAGAAGUACCGUCAAAAUAACUGCUCCCUCUAAGAAAGAAAACAAGCAUCGACCAAAAUGA
Messenger RNA from Gekko japonicus, 5418 nucleotides. It is a transcript of the gene FER1L5, whose product is annotated as fer-1 like family member 5. The coding region runs from base 1 to 5418 and encodes 1805 amino acids. NCBI's taxonomy places the organism in Eukaryota, Metazoa, Chordata, Lepidosauria, Squamata, Gekkonidae. The record is from RefSeq and is a predicted model, not a curated record. The transcript is spliced from 45 exons. Gene Ontology annotation, molecular function: G protein-coupled receptor activity. Gene Ontology annotation, cellular component: membrane. Gene Ontology annotation, biological process: membrane fusion; G protein-coupled receptor signaling pathway; plasma membrane organization.